Molecule: messenger RNA, 1179 nt
Organism: Caenorhabditis bovis
Lineage: Eukaryota; Metazoa; Nematoda; Chromadorea; Rhabditida; Rhabditidae
Source: the annotation of a GenBank genome assembly
AUGGAGCUGCCCCAUGUACCCAAAGAGGAGCCUAUAAACGAUCCUCUGGCAAACGUUGAGCAAUUCAACAUCUUGCAAUUCCUUCAACCGGAAAAUGACAACAAUCGGUACGCUCCUUUGGAAGAUCCAUUGCUAAAUGUUGACGAUAUGGGCCAUCCAUUGAAUGAGAUGAUUGAUUCACCGCAAAACCACGCUCUAUUCCAGCAAAUUGCUGCAAGCGGAAUUCCUGAAUCGCCGCCGAUAACUGAUCAUUCGGGAAAUGUCUCAUCGGGAGGCCAGCCGAUAAACCACCAUAAUCUCGGCCUCAGCGUCAAUGACCUUCAAGGCAUUCUUCGACAAGAUUAUCAAAAUGAGAACUUUGGUGUGAACAAACAAGAACCUUCUACUAGUGACGCUGGUUUCAUGUCGCCAUAUCCGCCACCACCACCGCAAAUGACUCCGAUGCCGAAUAUGACUCCAUCACCGGAAUAUACCAGUCGAAAUGAAAACUUCACCAUUUCUCAAUAUCCGAAUAGUCAUAUUAGCAGUCUCUAUACUGGCGUCGAAACGGAUCCAAACGCCAUUGACCAUCCAAAUCGUAAGAGAGCGCGAUUCGAAGAGUCAGCAAAACUUUACGCUGCCCUUCAAGGAAAUGGAAACGGUGAUAAUGGUGAAGCCGUAACUCAACAGGCAAUACGUUUCUCAAAAUAUCAAGAGGAAUGUUGGAAUCUUUUGUUUGAUGAACAUGGCCGCCAAUUGAGUCGUCUUCAAAUUCAUGUGGUCGCUGACAAAGGAUUCAAUUAUUCGCAAAAUGAUGGAUGUUUCGUGAACCAAAAGAAAAACCACUUCCAGAUUUCUGUUCAUCUCGAAGCUUUGGAUGCCAAUCCACCGAAAAAAGUGAUUUUCAACGGAGCGCUCUACCCGAUUCAGGAAUUCAAAUUGGCCUUUGUCGGUGUAAAAACAGAGAUGCCCACCACCGAAAUUACCGUUCGCCAGUCGCGCGCUGAUCGCAAACCGCACCCACACAACCCAGUGCUGUUCGAUAUUCAAGAGCGCCGUGUCACAAAAGUCACCGUGCCAAGACUCCAUUUCUCGGAAACCACCCAGAACAAUCAGCGCAAGAAUUUCCGGCCAAAUCCGGAGCAAAAAUAUUUCUAUUUGUUCAAUCAUACGCUUCGGAGCGUGUCAUCGUUAGGGUAA